This is a messenger RNA of Penaeus chinensis, 776 nucleotides long. RefSeq lists its product as uncharacterized. NCBI's taxonomy places the organism in Eukaryota, Metazoa, Arthropoda, Malacostraca, Decapoda, Penaeidae. The transcript is spliced from 3 exons. Bases 1 to 333 code for a protein of 110 amino acids. The record is from RefSeq and is a predicted model, not a curated record.
AUGACGCAGCACAUCAGCAGUCUUCAGGCCGAUUUGAAAGCGUGCACCACAAGCCUCUCCAGACAUUGUGAGCAUAUUUCCCUUCUGACUAUUCAGGACUUCGAAAUGAUGAGCUGCAGACUCCUGGUGGUCGUGGCGCUGGUGUUCGCGGCGCAGGUGAGCCUCGCCCUCGCGGCCGCCCAGCGCUGGGGCGGCCGUGGCUGGGGCUCUCCCGCGUUCGCCAGGCCGUACUCGGGCGGGUUCGACCGCAGCAACGAGUUCGACAGCUUUGAAUUCGAUAGCAGCGACGGAUACGACAGCCGCGAAUCCAGCAACGGCUACAGAUACUGGUGAUGUCUCCAGCAAGAACGGCAGCUUGUAAGACGCUGAGAGCAAAUCUUUUUCAUGAAGCUUGUAUAUCUCUCGAACAAAUAAUAGACUCACAAAACAAAUACGAUACUUUCUACCUUAAGGAAAAUACAUAUCCACUCAACCAUAUGCAUGUACUUAAACUGUGGCAGCAGGACAUUUGAACAUAAAUGAUACUAUGACUUAGGUUCCAUUAUCGUCAAAAGACAUGCAACAUGCCUUUUUAAAGUUUUUAAAGUUUAGUGCUUUUAAAACAUUACUGUUAUCCUACAAAAUGAUAAUGAAAUAAACAAAUUGUUAAACCCCAAAACACAAUAUAAAUAGGAUUAACGUUACAUUUAUGCCUGUUUUCUACCUCGGUUCUUUUUCGCUGUACAUGUAUGUGUGUGAUUUGGAUGUUUCUGAAAUCAAUUUACGUCGUUUUCGCU